Gekko japonicus is the source of this 8430-nucleotide messenger RNA. Its product is annotated as ryanodine receptor 2-like. The annotation marks the transcript as partial. Gene Ontology annotation, molecular function: protein binding; ryanodine-sensitive calcium-release channel activity. Gene Ontology annotation, biological process: calcium ion transmembrane transport. The transcript has 54 exons. The record is from RefSeq and is a predicted model, not a curated record. NCBI's taxonomy places the organism in Eukaryota, Metazoa, Chordata, Lepidosauria, Squamata, Gekkonidae. Gene Ontology annotation, cellular component: Z disc; sarcoplasmic reticulum membrane; smooth endoplasmic reticulum.
GAUGAUGAAGUGGUUCUGCAGUGCACUUCUACUGUUCAGAAAGAACAACAGAAAUUGUGCCUUGCUGCAGAAGGGUUUGGCAACAGGCUCUGCUUCUUGGAAUCCACAUCAAAUUCUAAGAAUGUUCCACCAGAUCUCUCCAUCUGCACUUUUGUACUGGAACAGUCUUUGUCAGUGCGGGCUCUCCAGGAAAUGCUGGCUAACACAGAGGAGAAAGCAGAAGGGCUAGUUGAUGUGGAAAAAUGGAAGUUUAUGAUGAAGACUGCUCAAGGUGGUGGUCAUCGAACACUCCUCUAUGGACAUGCAAUUUUGCUGCGCCAUUCGUAUAGUGGAAUGUAUCUUUGUUGCCUUUCCACCUCACGAACAUCAAUGGACAAACUAGCAUUUGAUGUGGGCUUGCAGGAAGAUACUACUGCUACAGGAAAAUAUUUUUUUACAAUAUUGUUUGGUAUGAAUACCAGUAUUCCUUCUACUGCUAUUACUCAAAGCAUUGACAGUGCAAUUGUAAGCAGAGUUAACAUCGUUCUAAGUCCAUCAAAAACCAGGAUCUUUGGUUUAGAAUCCUGUUAUUUGGAGGGAAACAAGUUCCAGUUUACCCAGGCACCUAUAGUUGUAAGUCAGUUGGUACUCAGUGACAGCACAGAUUCCGGAGAUGAAGAACUACCUGCAGCUGGGUCUCAGCCAGUAAUUGAGCAAUUGGCUACAGCUGGCUCUGAGACAGGAGAAGAGCAACAAGAGAUCAGGUUACCAGCUGAGCAGAAGUUACAGCCUACAGCUGAAACCAAGCCAAUGCCUUGCAGCUCUGAAGCACAUUUAUCUUAUGGCAAUGACAGCUUGCGUGUUGAUGCAGCAUUCCAACAAACACUUUGGAGUGUAGCACCUAUCAGUUCAGGAAGUGAAGUAGCUCAAGGUUAUCUGAUAGGUGGUGAUGUGCUGAGGUUAUUACAUGGCCACAUGGAUGAAUGCCUGACCGUCCCUUCAGGAGAACAUGGAGAAGAGCAGAGAAGAACUGUCCAUUAUGAAGGUGGUCCUGUGUCGAUUCAUGCACGUUCUCUUUGGAGACUGGAGACACUCAGGGUUGCGUGGAGUGGAAGUCACAUUCGAUGGGGGCAGCCAUUCAGACUAAGACAUAUAACUACAGGGAAAUAUUUAAGCCUCAUGGAUGACAGGAGUCUUCUUCUAACAGACAAAGAGAAAGCUGAUGUGAAAUCUACAGCUUUUUGCUUUCGGUCUUCCAAGGAAAAGUUGGAUGUGGCGAUAAGAAAAGAAGUAGAUGGAAUGGGAGCACCUGAGAUAAAAUACGGGGAUUCAGUCUGUUUCAUACAGCAUGCUGACACGGGUUUGUGGCUUACGUACCAAUCAGUGGAUGCAAAGUCUGCAAGAAUGGGAUCUGUACAACGUAAAGCUAUUAUGCACCAUGAAGGCCAUAUGGACGAUGGUCUAACAUUGUCCAGAUCUCAGCAUGAAGAGUCACGUACAGCACGAGUAAUUCGUAGUACCGUCUUCCUUUUCAAUAGGUUCAUAAGGGGCCUUGAUGCUCUCAGCAAGAAAGCAAAGUCUUCCAUUGUUGACUUACCCAUUGAGUCAGUCAGCCUUAGUCUCCAGGAUUUGAUUGGUUACUUCCAUCCACCUGAUGAACAUCUAGAACAUGAAGAGAAGCAGAACCGACUAAGAGCACUGAAGAAUAGGCAGAAUCUCUUCCAGGAAGAGGGUAUGAUCAACUUGGUGCUUGAAUGUAUCGAUCGCUUACAUGUAUACAGCAGUGCAGCUCACUUUGCUGAUGUUGCUGGGAAGGAGGCAGGAGAGACUUGGAAGUCGAUUCUAAACUCAUUAUAUGAAUUAUUAGCGGCCUUGAUUAGGGGGAAUCGUAAAAACUGUGCUCAGUUUUCUGGAUCUUUGGAUUGGCUGAUCAGCAGACUGGAGAGACUAGAAGCAUCUUCUGGAAUUCUUGAAGUUUUACACUGUGUGUUGGUGGAAAGCCCGGAAGCACUGAAUAUUAUUAAGGAAGGACAUAUUAAAUCCAUAAUAAGUCUUUUGGACAAACAUGGACGAAAUCAUAAGGUUUUAGAUGUAUUGUGUUCCCUCUGUGUGUGCCAUGGAGUAGCAGUACGGUCUAAUCAGCAUUUGAUAUGUGAUAAUCUUUUACCUGGAAGAGAUCUUCUUUUACAAACACGCCUUGUCAACCAUGUGAGCAGCAUGAGACCCAAUAUUUUUCUUGGAAUCAGUGAAGGCUCUGCUCAGUACCGGAAAUGGUAUUAUGAGCUAAUGGUAGACCACAUGGAGCCAUUUACAACAGCAGAAGCUACUCACCUUCGCGUGGGAUGGGCUUCAACAGAAGGUUAUUCACCGUACCCUGUGGGAGGUGAAGAAUGGGGAGGUAAUGGUGUUGGAGAUGACCUAUACUCUUACAGUUUUGAUGGACUUCAUCUGUGGUCAGGUUGUGUAGCAAGGUGCGUCAAUUCUCCUUACCAGCAUCUGCUAAGGACUGAUGAUGUUAUCAGCUGUUGCCUUGAUCUGAGUGCUCCAAGCAUUUCAUUCCGGAUAAAUGGGCAGCCAGUUCAGGGGAUGUUUGAGAAUUUCAACACAGAUGGCCUUUUCUUUCCAGUUGUCAGCUUCUCUGCAGGGAUAAAGGUACAUUUUUUGCUUGGAGGCCGCCAUGGGGAAUUUAAAUUCCUUCCACCUCCAGGGUAUGCUCCUUGUUUUGAAGCAAUUCUGCCAAAGGAGAAGUUGAAAGUGGAACACAGCAGAGAAUAUAAACAAGACCGUGGCUGCACGAGAGACUUGUUGGGUCCGAAUAUCUCUUUGUCACAAGCGGCUUUCACUCCAGUACCUGUAGAUACCAGUCAGAUUGUGUUGCCUCCACAUCUGGAAAGAAUUAGAGAAAAACUAGCUGAGAAUAUCCAUGAAAUUUGGGUCAUGAAUAAAAUUGAACUUGGCUGGCAGUAUGGUCCGGUUAGAGAUGACAACAAGCGACAGCACCCAUGUUUGGUAGAGUUUGCAAAGUUGCCAGAACAAGAACGAAAUUAUAAUCUCCAAAUGUCAUUAGAAACACUGAAAACCUUAUUGGCAUUAGGUUGUCAUGUUGGAAUUGCAGAUGAGCAUGCUGAAGAAAAAGUAAAGAAGCUAAAACUUCCGAAGAAUUACCUGUUGUCUAGUGGAUAUAAACCUGCUCCCAUGGAUUUGAGUUGUAUAAAGCUGACACCCUCUCAGGAAGCCAUGGUUGAUAAACUGGCAGAAAAUGCCCAUAAUGUAUGGGCAAGGGAUCGUAUCAGACAGGGUUGGACUUAUGGAAUCCAGCAGGAUGUGAAGAACCGCCGAAACCCUCGCCUUGUCCCCUAUGCACUUCUAGAUGAUCGCACUAAGAAAUCAAACAAAGAUAGUCUCCGAGAGGCAGUUCGUACACUCAUUGGCUAUGGUUAUAACCUUGAGGCUCCUGAUCAAGAUCAUGCCACAAGACCAGAUGUAUUCUGUGGUAUGAUGGAAAAGUUCCGAAUAUUUCGCACAGAGAAGACGUAUGCAGUAAAAACUGGGAAGUGGUACUUUGAGUUUGAAGCAGUGACUGCAGGAGACAUGAGAGUAGGCUGGGCCAGGCCAGGUUGCCAACCAGACCAAGAGCUUGGGUCAGAUGAACAAGCAUUUGUCUUCGAUGGAUUCAAGGCCCAACGCUGGCACCAGGGAAAUGAGCAUUUUGGUCGUUCUUGGCUGGCAGGGGACAUUGUUGGUUGUAUGGUUGACAUGAAUGAGCAUACAGUGAUGUUCACCUUAAAUGGUGAAAUCCUUCUUGAUGACUCUGGUUCAGAGCUUGCGUUCAAGGACUUUGAGGUUGGUGAUGGCUUUAUACCUGCAUGCAGCCUGGGCUUGUCACAAGUUGGCAGAAUGAAUUUUGGCAAAGAUGUCAGCACUCUGAAAUAUUUCACUAUUUGUGGAUUACAAGAAGGCUAUGAACCCUUUGCAGUCAAUACUAACAGGGACAUCACCAUAUGGCUGAGCAAGAGACUACCUCAGUUUCUUCCAGUACCACCAAAUCAUGAACAUAUUGAGGUUACAAGAAUAGAUGGCACAGCAGACAGCUCUCCAUGCUUGAAGGUCACACAGAAGUCAUUUGGGUCUCAAAAUAGUAAAACAGACAUCAUGUUCUAUCGUCUCAGCAUGCCUAUUGAAUGCGCCGAGAUAUUCUCUAAAAUGUCUGGAGGAGGGCUGCCAAGUUCUAGUCUUUUUGGCCCAAAGAAUGACCUGGAUGAGUUUGAUGCUGAUUCCGACUUUGAAGUCCUGAUGAAAACUGCUCAUGGUCAUCUGGUACCUGAUCGUGCAGAAAAAGAAGCUAUAAAAUCAGAGUUUAAUAACCACAAAGACUAUACACAAGAAAAACCUUCACGUCUCAAGCAAAGAUUUAUGCUGAGAAGGACGAAACCUGACUACAGCACAAGCCAUUCUGCAAGGCUCACCGAAGACGUCUUAGCAGAUGAAAGAGAUGACUAUGAUUAUUUAAUGCAAACAUCUACAUACUAUUAUUCGGUACGUAUCUUUCCGGGCCAAGAACCUGCUAAUGUCUGGGUAGGCUGGAUUACAUCUGAUUUCCAUCAGUACGACACAAAUUUUGAUUUGGACAGAGUCCGCACUGUUACAGUAACUUUAGGAGAUGAAAAAGGGAAAGUUCAUGAGAGUAUCAAACGAAGCAACUGCUAUAUGGUGUGUGCAGGAGAGAGCAUGAGUCCAGGACAAGGACGCAAUAACAAUGGAUUAGAGAUUGGCUGUUUGGUUGAUGCUGCGACUGGUCUCCUGUCCUUCAUGGCUAAUGGCAAAGAGUUAAGCACAUAUUAUCAGGUUGAACCAAGCACUAAAUUAUUUCCUGCAGUAUUUGCACAAGCUACAAGCCCCAAUGUUUUCCAGUUUGAGCUUGGAAGAAUAAAGAAUGUAAUGCCAUUGUCAGCUGGGUUGUUCAAGAGUGAGCACAAAAACCCAGUCCCCCAGUGUCCUCCCCGUCUCCAUGUUCAGUUUCUGACACAUGUACUUUGGAGCAGAGUGCCAAACCACUUUCUGAAGGUGGAUGUAUCACGGAUCAGCGAGCGUCAAGGCUGGUCAAUACAGUGUCUGGAGCCCUUACAGUUCAUGUCCCUCCAUAUCCCAGAGGAAAACAGGUCAAUAGAUAUUUUAGAAUUGACAGAACAAGAAGAAUUAUUAAAAUUUCACUACCAUACACUCCGAUUAUACUCAGCAGUUUGUGCUCUUGGGAACAAUCGAGUUGCACAUGCAAUGUGCAGUCAUGUUGAUGAGUCUCAACUUCUAUAUGCAAUUGAGAACAAAUAUAUGCCAGGCUUGUUGCGUGCAGGCUAUUAUGACCUCCUGAUUGACAUUCACCUUAAUACCUAUGCCACUGCAAGGCUGAUGAUGAACAAUGAAUUUAUUGUUCCAAUGACAGAUGAGACAAAAAGCAUUACUCUUUUUCCAGAUGAAAAUAAAAAGCAUGGCCUCCCUGGAAUUGGGCUCAGCACCUCCCUGCGACCCAGAAUACAGUUUUCUUCUCCCAGUUUUGUAAGGAUUAACAGUGAAUGCUACCAAUAUAGUCCUGAAUUUCCUCUGGAAAUUUUGAAGGCUAAAACCAUAGAGAUGCUGACAGAGGCCGUUCAGGAAGGCAGUCUCCAUGUCAGAGAUCCUGUGGGUGGAACUACAGAAUUUUUAUUUGUUCCUUUAAUCAAGCUUUUUUACACUCUACUUAUCAUGGGAGUAUUCCACAAUGGAGAUCUGAAACAUAUAUUGCAACUAAUAGAACCUAGUGUUUUUAAGGAAGACACAAACCAUGAGGAUGAGAUACAAGUACCAGAGAAGGGACUUGUUACAGAAGGGAUAAAUUUGGAAGGCGGACAGGAAGAAAUCAAAGAGAAGGUGCCAAAGGAAGGACUUCUUCAAAUGAAGCUUCCUGAGCCUGUGAAAUUGCAGAUGUGCCAUUUACUGCAGUACCUUUGUGAUUGCCAGAUACGCCACCGAAUAGAAGCCAUUGUAGCAUUUUCAGAUGACUUUGUAGCAAAACUUCAAGAGAAUCAGCGUUUCCGAUACAAUGAAGUUAUGCAAGCAUUGAACAUGUCUGCUGCAUUGACCGCCAAGAAGACAAAAGAGUUUCGGUCUCCCCCACAGGAACAGAUAAAUAUGCUGCUGAAUUUUAAGGAUGAUAAAAAUGACUGCCCUUGUCCUGAAGAAAUUAGGGAUCAGCUCUUGGAUUUUCAUGAAGACCUGAUGGCUCAUUGCGGAAUUCAACUAGAUGAAGAUGGAACUUUGGAUGGAAACAGUGACUUAACUAUUAAAGGUCGCCUCCUAUACCUUGUUGAAAGGAUCAUACAUCUGAAAAAGAAACAAGCAGAAAAGCCACUUGAUGAUGAUGCUAAGAAACCAUCAACUCUCCAGCAACUCAUUUCAGAGACAAUGGUACGCUGGGCCCAAGAAUCAGUAAUAGAGGAUCCAGAAUUGGUGAGGGGCAUGUUUGUUCUGCUGCACCGCCAGUAUGAUGGAGUUGGUGGUCUGGUUCGAGCUUUGCCAAAAACAUAUACUAUAAACGGUGUAUCUGUGGAAGAUACAAUCAGCUUGCUGGCAUCUCUUGGCCAAAUCCGUUCUCUCCUCAGUGUCAGAAUGGGCAAGGAAGAAGAGAAACUUAUGAUUCGUGGAUUGGGGGACAUCAUGAACAAUAAAGUUUUUUACCAACAUCCUAACCUUAUGAGGGCAUUGGGGAUGCAUGAGACUGUUAUGGAAGUUAUGGUGAAUGUACUUGGAGGGGGCGAGUCAAAGGAAAUCACCUUUCCUAAGAUGGUGGCAAAUUGCUGCCGUUUCCUAUGUUAUUUUUGCCGCAUCAGCAGACAGAACCAAAAGGCUAUGUUUGAUCAUCUUAGCUACCUUUUGGAAAACAGCAGUGUUGGGCUUGCAUCCCCUUCUAUGCGUGGAUCAACACCUUUAGAUGUGGCAGCAGCAUCUGUAAUGGAUAAUAAUGAACUUGCUCUAGCUUUAAGGGAGCCUGAUCUUGAGAAGGUAGUCCGCUACUUGGCUGGAUGUGGUUUGCAAAGCUGCCCUUUGCUGAUUUCUAAGGGCUACCCAGAUAUUGGAUGGAAUCCAGUAGAAGGAGAACGAUACUUGGAUUUUCUUCGUUUUGCUGUGUUUUGCAAUGGAGAGAGUGUUGAAGAGAAUGCUAAUGUGGUGGUCAGGCUACUUAUUCGACGUCCUGAAUGUUUUGGGCCAGCGCUGAGAGGAGAAGGUGGGAAUGGCCUGCUUGCUGCCAUGGAGGAAGCCAUACACAUAUCAGAAGAUCCUACAAGAGAUGGACCUUCACCAAGUAAUGGAUCCAAUAAAACAUUAAGUGAAGUGGAAGAAGAGGAUGACACAAUUCACAUGGGGAAUGCCAUCAUGACUUUUUAUGCCGCUUUGAUUGAUCUCUUAGGACGCUGUGCUCCAGAAAUGCAUUUAAUCCAUGCUGGCAAAGGUGAAGCUAUUAGAAUCAGAUCUAUUCUGCGGUCUUUGAUUCCCUUAGAAGAUUUGGUGGGUGUAAUUAGUAUUCCUUUCCACAUGCCAACAAUAGCAAAAGAUGGUACUGUGGUGGAACCUGAUAUGUCAGAGGGGUUUUGUCCAGACCACAAGGCAGCCAUGGUAUUGUUCCUUGACAGGGUCUAUGGAAUUGAAGAUCAAAAUUUUCUUCUACAUCUUCUAGAAGUUGGCUUUCUGCCAGAUCUUCGUGCAGCUGCUUCAUUAGAUACGGUUGCUCUGAGUGCCACAGAUAUGGCCUUGGCCCUCAAUCGGUACCUCUGUACUGCUGUUUUGCCUUUGCUGACUAGAUGCGCUCCUCUUUUUGCUGGCACCGAACACCACGCUUCCCUUAUAGAUUCCUUGUUACAUACUGUAUACCGACUCUCCAAGGGCUGCUCUCUCACCAAAGCUCAGCGGGACUCUAUUGAAGAGUGCCUACUCUCCAUUUGUGGUCAACUUCGGCCUUCAAUGAUGCAACAUUUGUUGAGAAGAUUAGUAUUUGAUAUUCCACUAUUAAAUGAACAUGCAAAGAUGCCUCUCAAGUUGCUGACAAAUCAUUACGAAAGAUGCUGGAAAUAUUAUUGCUUAUCAGGAGGAUGGGGCAACUUUGGUGCUGCUUCAGAAGAGGAACUUCAUUUGUCCAGAAAGUUGUUCUGGGGUAUAUUUGAUGCCUUGUCUCAAAAGAAAUAUGAACAAGAACUUUUCAAACUAGCUUUGCCCUGCCUGAGUGCAGUGGCUGGUGCUUUACCUCCUGAUUACAUGGAAUCAAAUUAUGUUGGCGUAAUGGAAAAACAGGCUUCCAUGGAUUCGGAUGGGAAUUUUAACCCACAACCUGUUGAUACUUCUAACAUCACAAUUCCUGAAAAACUAGAGUAUUUUAUUAACAAAUAUGCCGAACAUUCCCAUGAUAAAUGGUGUAUGGAAAAG